Molecule: messenger RNA, 3234 nt
Organism: Acinonyx jubatus (cheetah)
Lineage: Eukaryota; Metazoa; Chordata; Mammalia; Carnivora; Felidae
Gene: RAB8B
Product: RAB8B, member RAS oncogene family
Exons: 8
Coding region: 115-738 (207 amino acids)
Biological process (GO): regulation of exocytosis; cellular response to insulin stimulus; protein localization to plasma membrane
Cellular component (GO): trans-Golgi network transport vesicle; plasma membrane; endosome
Molecular function (GO): GTPase activity; GTP binding
Source: RefSeq, a predicted model, not a curated record
UCAGGGCGGGGCGAGCGGUGGUGGCUCGGCGGACACGCCCCCUCGCCCGCGGCCCCCUCCCCGCCGCUCUCCGCCGCUUCUCUAGCUCCCCGGUCAGAGGGCCGGAGCGAGAAGAUGGCGAAGACGUACGAUUAUCUGUUCAAGCUGCUGCUGAUCGGCGACUCGGGGGUGGGCAAGACUUGCCUCCUAUUCCGCUUCUCCGAGGACGCCUUCAACACCACCUUCAUCUCCACCAUCGGAAUUGAUUUUAAAAUCAGAACGAUAGAACUAGAUGGAAAGAAAAUUAAGCUUCAGAUAUGGGACACAGCGGGUCAGGAAAGAUUUCGAACCAUCACAACCGCAUACUAUAGAGGAGCCAUGGGAAUUAUGCUGGUCUAUGACAUCACAAAUGAAAAGUCCUUCGACAAUAUUAAAAACUGGAUAAGAAACAUUGAAGAGCAUGCCUCUUCAGACGUUGAAAGAAUGAUCCUGGGUAACAAGUGUGAUAUGAAUGACAAAAGACAAGUGUCAAAAGAAAGAGGAGAGAAGUUAGCAAUUGACUAUGGGAUUAAAUUCUUGGAGACAAGUGCAAAAUCCAGUACAAAUGUAGAAGAGGCAUUUUUUACACUUGCACGGGAUAUAAUGACAAAACUCAACAGAAAAAUGAAUGACAGCAAUUCAUCAGGGGCAGGUGGACCAGUGAAAAUAACAGAAAACCGAUCAAAGAAGACCAGUUUCUUCCGUUGCUCGCUACUUUGAUGAACUCUUUCUGAGAGACUGCAGCACACCUAAAGGACCCUUUCCGGCUUCUCUGAAAGCACAGGUCAGCCAGCCUCAGAACCACACCGCCCGGCUGCUGCGGAGAACACCACUGAACCUAGACUUCUCGACACAGAACGCCACGUGGGUUCCAGCCUCGUGGCCUAGAAAGAUAACAGGCUCCUUUUUUCAAACAUGGAAGCAAUGAAGUGGAGACAUACGCAGGACUUAACUUGUUUUUUCUUUGGUUUGUCCCAGAAGCUGCUAUCUUUCUUUUUCACUUUGCACAUCAGUGUUAGCCUGUCCCUGCUACAGCACAGUCUCAGACUCGUAUCUGCACACUUUUGCCUUGUGAAGUUCUAGACAAACUUGUGCACUUGGGGGUGUUUGAAAAAAGUAAAACAUUUAACGCAGAGAUUAAUAUGCUAAAACUAAAAGAUGUUGGGUCUGGUUCAUGUGGCCAAAUGUUAUUGCAUUGAUAGAAUUUUUUUAAGGGCUCUAGUUUGUGAUUUCCUUCAAUAAGAAUCAUUAAAUUCUGAUAAAGUUUAUCUUAAAAGUUCAUAAAAAUGUCCAUCUAUUCAUCAGAGGCCGCAAUUUAUUUCUCCAGAUUGUUGAGAAUUUUGCUUCAUUCCUGGCCUUUUGGUCAGAGAGUUUGGGUAGCUGAAGAAAUCACUUUUUCAAUUGAUUACCUCUGCCUCAUCUGUAGAAGCUACAUUUGGAAAUCACCUUAAGCUCACUUUUCCUGGGGUUUGUAUUCACUGUUCUUUCCUAUUUUUGACCUGUUGUAAGUGCUCAGUUAUCUAAAACAUAACAUAUUUGAAAUUGUUGUCUGUUUCUAAUUGUGAACUUCUUGAGCUGAAUUUUGUACAGGCAGAGAGACGUACCAUUUGGGUUUUAUUUCAGCGUCCUAUUGUUCUGUCACAUCAGCAUAUGUGAUAUAUUUUUUUCUUAGGUUCACUCCCUCGCUUGCUGGUUUCGUUUGUAAUACCCAGUUCCUACUGUAAUCCCUGUCUGCAAGAGUUAACAAGAAUUGUAUUUAGACCUUUGUUCGUAGAAAGCUUACCUACAGGGAGAGAGAUUAACUUGUUGAUAUAAAUUUAAUAGAGAUAGCUCUUGGUGAUGGUAAACAUAAUGAUUUUUUAUUCUGGUUUUAUUUGGGCUUCUUUUUUUUUUUCUUUUAAAUAAAGAUAAUUAGACCUAGACCUAGUGCAGCCUCUAGGAAAAGUCUUGCCCUUUUGUUAGAGAAAAUAUGAGUAAGGUUUCCAUUCUAAAACAGCUGUUGUUGAAUGCGUAGAACCCAGUUCCAUCUGUUCAGGUUCAUUGUUACAGAACUUGGUCCAGUCAUUUGGGUCAACGCCAACCAAGAGCUUAGCUGCCUUUCUCACCAAACACUGGUACUGAUAUACCUUUUGUAGAUGAAACCUUCACUUAAGAAAAAAAAAAGUAUUUAGUGUUAACUUAUGUGCCAAAUUCAGAUAAUUUUGACAUUGCUUUUAUCCUAGCCUUCAGUGACAAAACACAGAAGGGAGUAAUAAAUCGGUGAUUAGGGAAAUGAACUCUCUUAAUAAUCACUCUUCCUGUUAGGUCCGUUUUGUUUCAUGGAGGGUACCACCAUGCUUGAUAGUUUAGAGUGGAGGGGAAAAUGGGAAUGGAUUGCUUGUUACCACAGAGCAUUGUGCUUCAAGUUAAGACCUAGCCGUUAGAAUGCUUGGACCAGUCAGCCUUUAUUUAGUACUUGUUUGAAAACUUACGUCCAGUUUAGCAGCAGCAAAUAUACCAGAGCUAUUUUUGAUGGAUACGCUAAAAAUGCUGACAAAUUUCAGCCUUCUUGAUUUUUUUUUUUUAUUUACCUAUCGGUUUAGAGGCACCUGCUGGUGUCCCAGUAUAAUCAGUAAUUGCUCGAUUGAAAGCUGAUUGUACAUCUACCGUCUUAAAAUUAGAUACAUUUUUGGAAAGAAAAAAUAAUUUCUUAGAAACAUCUUGUCUUUGCUAAUUUUCCGAAAAAAUAUCCAAGCGGUUAAGCUUUCUGAAUGGUAACAAAGUACUUUCUAAAAGGCAAGUGCUAUGACACCAUGUAUGAAUGUAAUUCUAGUAAUUUACCUCUGACUAUUUGGUGUCUUAACACUUUGAUUUAUAUCUCAGGGGUUGUCUGCAAACCAAAACUGACAUUUUCUGUGGUUAGACUUUUUUUUUUUUUUAACAGAAUGCUUUGCUUCUGAUUUAUUCCUUCUCUCUUCUUUUGUCUUAUAUGGGUUAAUAAUUAGUCUCCAUGAAUUUCCCUUUGAGAGAGCCUGUAAAAGUGAUGAGUCUAAAAGUGCUCUUUGAAGUAGCAGCAAUUUGGGGAUAUAUGCUCUGUUAUAUAGAAAUAAAUUGUCCUUGCUAUUUUCUUACAUGUAGCUUUGCUGAAUUGUAUAUAAUUUGAGCUAAGACCAUAGGAAAUUCCCUUUCUGCAUGGUAAAAUGCCCCAAUAAAUACUCCACUUUGCUUCAUAAUGUA